AUGGCCGAUGGCAGCGUGGACGCGGAGGUGGUGAUCGUCGGUGGCGGCAUCGCGGGCCUUGCAACGGCGGUGGCGCUCCAGCGGGCGGGCGUGGCGCCCGGUGGCCGCGGCAUCUUGGUGCUAGAGCGGCACCCCGAACUGCGCGCCACCGGGACGGCGAUGACCGUCUUCCCCAACGGCUGGUUCGCGCUCCGCGCGCUUGGCGUCGCACACAAGCUCACGUCCCGCUACGGCGUCAUCGAAAAAUCCCGGGUGACCAAUCUUGAAACCGGGACGACGCAGGUGUUUCGAUUUGCCGGGAACAAAGUCAGCGAUGAAGUGAGAAUGAGAGCGGUGGGCCGAAAGGCGCUGCUGGAUGCGCUAGCAGACGAGCUGCCCCCGGGCAUGGUCCGCUUCUCCUCCAAGCUCGUCUCCAUCGACGCCGUACCCGCAACUAGCGGCUCGUCGGAGGCCACCGUCCUAAGAUUAGAAGACGGCGCGGUGAUCCGAGCCAAGAUUCUGAUCGGUUGCGACGGCGUGCACUCGGUGGUGGCGCGGUGGCUCGGCCUGUCGGAGCCACUGAGGUCGGGCCGGUCCACCAUCCGCGGCCUCUCCGUGUACCCUAGCGGGCACGGUUUGAAGCAAGAGAUCCGGCAGUACCUGUCGAACGGUAUCCGAGCCGGCUUGCUGCCCAUCAGCAAUACCGGUGUCUACUUGUACCUUGUCAACAACACCAUUCCUCAAGAGAAAGAAGCCAGUGCGGACCCUGUGAAGAUCUUGCGGGAGGUGACUGAAAACCUGGGCGCGCACCUGCCCGCCGAGUACCUGGACGUGGUCCGUAACACCGACCUGGGCAACCUCUCGUGGGCACCAUUGUUGUACAGAAACCCCUGGGGCGUGCUCACGGGCAAGGCAGCCCGUGGGACGGUAACCGUAGCCGGCGACGCGUUCCACCCCAUGACACCGGAGAUGGCGCAGGGCGGGUGCUCCGCGCUCGAGGACGCGGUGGUGCUCGCCCGCGCCUUGUCGCACGCCGCCACGCCCUCCGAGGGCCUGGCCGCAUACGUGGCGAAGCGGCGUGGCAGGGCGACAUGGCUGGUCGCCGUGGCCUACGUGUCGGGCUGGGUACAGCAGGGUGGGACCAACGUCCAUGCUGCCGUUGGGUGGGUCGUCAGGUUGUUUCGGGACUGGAUCUUUUUCCGGUUCGUCUUCCCUAGGCUCGCCGACACCAUGUGGUACAAUUGCGGUGAACUUGUGCCGUGCAAGAACCACACCGAGUGA
This is a messenger RNA of Triticum turgidum subsp. durum (durum wheat), 1260 nucleotides long. The record is from the annotation of a GenBank genome assembly. NCBI's taxonomy places the organism in Eukaryota, Viridiplantae, Streptophyta, Magnoliopsida, Poales, Poaceae.